This is a messenger RNA of Guyanagaster necrorhizus, 1569 nucleotides long. RefSeq names its product histone deacetylase RPD3. NCBI's taxonomy places the organism in Eukaryota, Fungi, Basidiomycota, Agaricomycetes, Agaricales, Physalacriaceae. Gene Ontology annotation, cellular component: Rpd3L-Expanded complex. The transcript is spliced from 10 exons. The coding region runs from base 1 to 1569 and encodes 522 amino acids. Gene Ontology annotation, molecular function: histone deacetylase activity. Gene Ontology annotation, biological process: heterochromatin formation. The record is from RefSeq and is a predicted model, not a curated record.
AUGUCAAAGAAACGCGUGUCGUAUUACUACGAUUCCGAUGUCGGAGCGUAUACCUAUGGACUCGGACAUCCCAUGAAGCCCCAUCGAAUGCGGGUCGCCCACGACCUCAUCACGGCGUACGACAUGCUACCCAAGAUGCUUGUCCUGAAACCGCCGCGCGCAUCCCCGGAGGCCAUGACCUCCUUUCAUACCGACGAAUAUGUCCACUUUUUGAACCGUGUCACACCUGAAACGUCCGAGGAGCUGACGUACCACGGAACGCGCUUCCUUGUUGGGGAAGACAACCCACCAUUUGAAGGCGUGUUCGAGUUUUGUUCAAUAUCAGCUGGAGGUUCCAUGGCUGCCGCUCACCGUAUCACCUCUGGCGCUUCUGAUAUAUGCAUAAAUUGGGCCGGAGGACUUCACCAUGCCAAGAAACGUGAGGCGUCUGGUUUCUGCUACAUAAACGAUAUCGUCCUCGGUAUACUUGAACUUUUACGGGCAUAUCCUCGUGUGCUUUAUGUGGAUAUAGACUGUCAUCAUGGUGACGGCGUCGAAGAGGCUUUUUACACCACUGAUCGCGUCAUGACAUGCAGUUUUCACAAGUACGGGGAAUACUUUCCUGGUACGGGCACUCAGGAGGACAAGGGAAGAGGAAAGGGGAAGGGAUAUGCUGUUAAUGUCCCCUUGAAGGAUGGGAUUACGGAUGAGUCCUUCCAGAGUAUAUUUGAACCUGUUGUUGACAAAAUACUAGAAGUCUUCCGGCCGAACGCUGUGGUUCUCCAGUGCGGUGCAGACUCUCUUUCGGGAGACAAACUCGGUUGCUUAAAUCUCACGAUGCACGGACAUGCUCAUUGUGUUCAGUACCUACGCAAGAAGAGUGUACCUCUGAUACUCCUCGGGGGCGGCGGCUAUACCGUUAAAAACGUUGCGCGGACAUGGACGUACGAAACCGCCUGUGCGCUAGGUAUAGAGGACACCAUCGACCCCAACCUUCCCUGGAACGAAUAUUUUGAGUGGUUUGGUCCCCGAUAUCGCCUAGAGGUCAUGGCUAGCAAUAUGGAAGACAUGAACGUCAAAGAUGGGUCUCUGGAGCAAGUCCGAAUAAACGCGCUCGAACACCUCCGGGAGCUUAACAGUGCACCCUCGGUCGGGAUGCACGACACGCCUAGAGAGAGCCUACUCGAGCAUAUGGGUUUUGGCAAGGAGAACGACGCCCAGGACAAACUGGAUGAACGGGUAGCUCAACACACACGGUUCGUGUACAAACUGCAGGAAUCCGACACGGCCUCGUCCUCAUCAGACGACGAGUCGUGGGACUCUGAUGAAUCCAUCGGGCGAAGGCGUUAUCGUCGUCGCCGGAAACAGCGAAUGAGUCUGCUGACUGGGCAGUAUUUUGAUGUUGCGCAUAAUCAGCAGUCGCGGAGAAAGUUUUUCCAAAGCAAAGUGGUGUUUGACGAUACGUGGCAGAGGGUCAAGUUGGUUCAGGAGCUUGGAUUGGGAUUUGGGAUAAGCGAGCUUGGGGGGCUUAUGGAGAGGGGAGGGACGAAUAUGGAUGAGGAAGAUGAGUGGAUAGAGAUGGAUACUUGA